This is a messenger RNA of Patiria miniata (bat star), 1197 nucleotides long. RefSeq names its product macrophage mannose receptor 1-like. The transcript has 5 exons. Gene Ontology annotation, cellular component: external side of plasma membrane. The coding region runs from base 1 to 1197 and encodes 398 amino acids. The record is from RefSeq and is a predicted model, not a curated record. Gene Ontology annotation, molecular function: carbohydrate binding. Lineage: Eukaryota; Metazoa; Echinodermata; Asteroidea; Valvatida; Asterinidae. Gene Ontology annotation, biological process: biological process involved in interspecies interaction between organisms.
AUGCCUUCUAUGAACAAUCUUGAGUUUACUGUGAUCGUUUGCGUACAGCUGGUUCUGAUAUGCGUCCAUCUGUACUCGUUACCGGUCAUGUGCCAGGAAAGCUACGGUGGAGUCAGACAACGACGAACCGCGCAAGGGUCGGGACGUGCUGCGACUUGUGAAUGUGGAAGCGAGUCUGCAACCUUGACGUGUUCUGAUGAGCCAACAGAUUGUGAUGAUGGCGAGGUGUCACACGGAGGUUCCUGCUACAGAAUCAUCCGCGAUGACCUCAAGUCACGUGAUGAUGCCCAUAGGGAUUGCAUUGCGCGUAAUAGCCACCUAGUCUACAUCGAGUCAGAGGAGGAACAAACAUUCCUGUCGAAUCACUCAGAAUCUCUCGUCGGAAAUGGUAGCAGAAAAAAUGACGAUGUCAUGAAUCAUUACUGGAUUGGACUGAUCCCAACAAGCAGCAACGUGUGGCUGGAUGGUAACCAGACACGCAACGAUCUGUUUGAAUACUCUGACGGCAGUGCAGCUGGAUGUUUCUCUCUCUCUAAAUCCAACGGGAAUUUACGUUUGAGUGGGGAGAACUGUGAUGUGGAUCGCCAGUUCAUCUGUGAAUUUCCAUAUACAUGUACUAGCCCUCUUGAACAAUACUUCAACCACGACGGUUCCUGUUACUGGGUCGGUGGUCCUAUGAAGUCACACCUCUCGGCCCGAGGAGAUUGCAGUGAUAAGGGUGGUCAUCUGCUAUACAUCGAAUCACAAGACGAAUUGCGAUUCAUUAACAGUAGUGUUAUAAGUGAAGACGGAGUAGGAUACUGGAUAGGUCUGGCUACUCAGUACGCUUGGUUGGACGGUAGCCGAGCCAUCUAUCAAGGAAUCGUACAGACAGAUGCAAGCAACAAUGGUGGCAGCCUUUGCUUCAGAUUACGUGCCGAAAACGACUUUCUGUGGAAUGAUAUUGGGUGCAAUACAAACUACGCCUACAUAUGUGAGCGAGAACUACCUGUAAUUUCUUCCCAAGAAAUUCAAGAAAACCCAGAAGUUCCAUGCAGACCACCCGUCGCUGAUCUCAGUCGUCUUCUUGACUCCGUACCUCUGUGCGUCCGUAGUGACAGCCACUACUUCAACAACUCCGUUCUGUGUCAAUGUGAUGACGACGAAACUUGCAUCAGUGGCUGUGGCUGUGCACGUGACAACACUAUGGCCGGGUGA